AGAAAAAGCAGACAGCGAUCAGAUAAAUUUUUAUUCAGAAAAAAGGGUGACGAUCUGGCAAAAGGCGAUCGCUGGCCACCAUGCCCAUCCCUCCCCUUUCUUCUCCCUUUUGUUUAUUCCCCUUCCUCGAUCGGACGAUUGCGACGUUCUUGAUCUCGCCCAGUGAAGAAUCAGGGCGGAUCCGGUGGAUCUGUCGGAAGUUAGGGUGGAUUUCGAAGUGUCGCCCAAAUUCGGCCUACUCCGGCUGCGUGUGGCGAGAGCUGGACUAUAUUUGGCGCCGGAGGAAAUUCCGGUGGAAGACACGAAGGUAAGGUGAAUUAAUAGGAGAAAUGGAGACGGUGAAGGACAUGGAGUAUUACGACGUUCUCGGAGUGAGUCCGUCGGCGUCAGGGGUUGAGAUCAAGAAGGCGUACUAUUUAAAGGCAAGACAAGUUCAUCCUGAUAAGAAUCUAAAUGAUCCUGAAGCUGCCAAGAGAUUCCAGGUUUUAGGUGAAGCUUACCAAGUUCUAAGUGAUCCAGUUCAAAGAGAAGCGUAUGAUAAAAAUGGAAAAUCAAUCAUAUCAUGGGAUAAUAUGCUAGACCCAACUGCAGUUUUUGCUUUUCUUUUUGGAAGUGAUCUGUUCGAGGACUAUAUCGGGCAGCUAGCGACAGCAUCCAUGGCAUCCUCUGGGAUUAUUAGCGACAAUGACAACAUGGAUCCUGGGAACCUUCCUGAUAGGCUAAAGGCUUUCCAAAGAGAAAGGGAGGCGAAGCUUGCUGGGAAGUUGAAGGAUUUUGUGGACCAGUAUGUUCACGGAGACAAAGAAGGGUUUCUACAACGGGCUAAGAGUGAGGCUGAAAGACUUGCUAAUUCAGAUUUUGGAGUAAAUAUUCUGCAAACUAUUGGCUAUAUAUAUGUAAGGCAAGCUGCAAAAGAGCUUGGAAAGAAAGCCAUAUAUUUGAGAGUGCCAUUUAUAGCUGAGUGGGUCCGUCAUAAAGGGCAUCUCUGGAUGUCCCAGCUCACAGCAGCAAAAGGUGCCUUUCAAUUAUUGCAACUGCAAGAUGAGAUUCAGAAGCAAUUAAGCUUGGAUGGUGUCAAUCCAGAGAAUGACAGUGAUUCGUGCAUGCAGUUAAACAAAGACAAGAUGGUCAACUUGCUCUGGAAGCUAAAUGUUGCAGAUAUUGAAGUGACCCUAGUGCACGUGUGUCAGAUGGUAUUGCAGGAAAACCAUGUAAAAAAAGAGGAACUAGUUGCUCGUGCUAGAGCACUGAAAAUUCUUGGCAGAGAAUUUCAGAGUGCAAAUAAAGCUCAGCAUGCUGAGGCAUCUAAGAAGGACGAUCCAAAAGUUGAUGAAGAUGAAACCAGUUCCGAGUGCAGUUCAGAGGAUGAAUCACCUAGAGCUCCAUGUAGAAUUCCCUUUAUAUCCCAGAGGAUCGGGCGACUCUUUAGGUGCUUAUGCAAUCCAGCCUACUAUGUGGAUGACGACGAGAUCGUGUACAGAGAAAGAUGAAAUUAAACCAUUUAAAUACUUUUAUCUGGUAUUUAUAGGGAGGAUUUUCUGAUUGGGUGGUUGAAUGUGUAAUUAGAGUUUCAGGUAAUGUGGUGAUUUUAUCAAAUGAUACCGUUUCUAUUUUAGGUUUACUGGAAGGUUGUAUAAAAUUAUAAAUAGUUCUGUUUGACAGUGUGAUUUAAGUAAGCAAUCAAUCAAGUCUGUGAAUCUGA
Molecule: messenger RNA, 1702 nt
Organism: Nymphaea colorata (pocket water lily)
Lineage: Eukaryota; Viridiplantae; Streptophyta; Magnoliopsida; Nymphaeales; Nymphaeaceae
Product: chaperone protein dnaJ 10
Exons: 10
Coding region: 330-1490 (386 amino acids)
Source: RefSeq, a predicted model, not a curated record